This is a messenger RNA of Acytostelium subglobosum LB1, 1755 nucleotides long. RefSeq lists its product as hypothetical. NCBI's taxonomy places the organism in Eukaryota, Evosea, Eumycetozoa, Acytosteliales, Acytosteliaceae. The transcript has 5 exons. The annotation marks the transcript as partial. The record is from RefSeq and is a predicted model, not a curated record.
AUGAACUUUGAUAUAUACAACUUUGUCGACUACAAUCAGUUCUUUAAGAACUUGUUGUCAAAGAGCAUGCCAGCAGGCGAGUACAAUGCAGUCGGUACAAUAGUGUCAUCUUCACCACAACAACAACAACAACAAGGACAACAAGUACAACAAGGACAACAGGGACAACAAGGACAACAACAGAGAGAUAACAAGUCACCAUCUGUUAUAAGAGCACCUUCAUCACCAUCAUCUUUAUCAUCAUCAAUCGACAGCGAGUUCCCCAAUCAACAACAGCUACCUCAAGUCGUGAACGAGAAGAAGGAGUACUGCUAUGGACUUGGACAGCGAACCCCUGAAGUACCCUUCAUCUUCACCAAGUUGACCAACCAAACGACAAACUGCUUUGAAUGCCUCGAGUAUGAUACACCAAUCAUAAAGAAUGAGGAGGGCAAUGUUAUUAGUGCAUUCGAUUACAUAUUUACGGACUUCUUUCGCGAGAACACUCUAAAGUUGACGAAUGGCUCAUUCAAGUGUCAGUUGGACUCUUGUCGAUUCAACAAUGAGAAGGAUACAAUCGAUCACAUGCGAACUGAACACAAGUCACAGAUACUACACAUGGUUGCAUUGCUUGCUGAAGAUGAUGGCACUUCAUACAUGGGCAACUUCUUUUCAAAGUUGAUGUACUCGGAUGCACUUUAUUCGAUUCAGCCGGCAGCGAUCAGACCGGAUAGUAGCGAAGCUUUGUUGGAGUAUUGUAGCGUGGUGGCACCGACUUUGCCUCCAAUCAAGACGGACGAGAAGGACAAGGCAAAGAGAAAGACUAAAAAGUCAAAGAAGGCCAAGUUGAAGCCAAAGGUACCGCUGCCCAGCAACUUCCCGCGUGACGAACUCUCUGAAUUCACUCGCUCGCUCUUUGGCCAGUCCAAGGUGCCCAUAAACGACAACAUCACACGUACUCAACUCAAGAAAGUGAACGAAGCAUUGGCCGCCAACAAAGGAGAGACUGAGGAAGCGCGAAUGAAGAAGGAACAAGCGAUAUUCAAUGAGACGAUUGCAAAGAUUAGGAAUGUACAGCAACAACCAGAGAAGGAGAAGGAGGACGCAGCAUCAAUCAAACAACAGCAAUUGGAGAAGGAGAGACUGGAGAAGGAGAAAGAGGAUGAGAAUGCGCAGUUGGUGGACGAGUUGGCAGACCUGAUAAUUGACGAGGUGGUCGAGGAGUUGACCACGAACAUCGUCAAGAAGAUAUCCACGGACGAGAAGAAGAAGCGAGCCAAAGAGUUGGAGAAGGAACGCGAGAGGGAGCAGAGAGAGCGCGACAGGGAGCAGAGAGAACGUGAUCGCGAGCAGAAAGAGCGUGAUCGCGAGAAUGAGGACCUCAGGAAAGAGAAGGAGGAGAAGGAGCACCAACUCAAACUUGAGCGACAGGCCUUUGAAGAGACACUUCAAACCGCCAUCAGCGACCUUGCCGAAGACUUCCUCGAUGAAAUCAUCGGUGAUGAAGUGGUCUCACUCAUCUCACAGACCUACCAUGAACACCUCGCGUGGAAAGAACAACAGCAUAGACAACAACAGCUGCAGUUGGCAAAGGAGAAGAAGACGAAGCUUAAUGUGAAGUCUAGUACACCACCACCUCCUCAACCGACUCCACCGACUCUCAGCGAUGUUCCAGCACCAAUCUCACAACAACAUGCCAUUGCGAGGCAACCCACUCCAGAGAUAUCUGUUUCCGCGCCAAUCACCCUUCCUCCAGCCGGUGCAUCCUAUGCCCAA